Molecule: messenger RNA, 693 nt
Organism: Chrysoperla carnea
Lineage: Eukaryota; Metazoa; Arthropoda; Insecta; Neuroptera; Chrysopidae
Exons: 4
Coding region: 1-693 (230 amino acids)
Source: RefSeq, a predicted model, not a curated record
AUGUUUAAUUUUCAAACAUUAGUAUAUUGCCCAUUUAUUAUUUUUUUAAUAACUAUUGGAAAUUUUAUUUAUGGAUUAAACAGUGUGUCUUUACAUAAACGAGAUCAAUUUUUUAUAACAGAAUCACCAAACACGAAUAUUGAAGAGAGUCGUCAAAAGUACACUUCUGACAAUAAAGAAAAUGAAGACUUUGAUUAUAGUGAUGACUAUAAGGAUAUAUUAUUUGUAAAUUCUCAAAAUAUAACGCAUAAUAUUUUUAAUCUUUCUGAGAAGAUCAAUGACAUAGACACUUCUGAUUUUGAAACUUAUGAAGACCCAGAUUUAUCAGAAAUACGUUCUCGACCUGAAGUACUGCGAAAAGCAAAUGCUACCAUUAACGUAAAAACAGAAAGCACCACUGAUAAUGUGAAAGUAUUUAAUAAUUCGACUCCUUCUUCUCGCGACAUUUAUUAUGAUGAAAAAGAUACUGAUUAUUAUCUCAGAAAUUACCCCAGGAAAGAUUAUAUAGCAACAGUUACAGUCCCAACGGUAAUAGGAAUUUCAGCCAUCUUGGCAAUUUUAUAUGUAUUACUACACUUGCCGAAAUGCUGUUUUGGAUUGUUUUAUGAACCUUCUUAUCAAACUUACUUUCAAAAAAAUGAAGCUUUAGCUGCGAAAGAAGAGUUACAACAAGAGUUUUUGGAAGAAGAAUAA